Molecule: messenger RNA, 315 nt
Organism: Dacryopinax primogenitus
Lineage: Eukaryota; Fungi; Basidiomycota; Dacrymycetes; Dacrymycetales; Dacrymycetaceae
Exons: 2
Coding region: 1-315 (104 amino acids)
Source: RefSeq, a predicted model, not a curated record
AUGGCGGAGUUUGGUAACAUUAAUACUUCCACCACAGAGUCAAUGCCGAACACCAAUGAGGACAACAUCGAGCAUGAGAUGCUGGAGUACGGCACGCCCAACUCAUCCACCACCGAAAAUGUGGAUGAAGAUACACCAUUACUAACCAGUUCAGGUCCCAAGAGGCCAUAUGAAGGAGGCGGUUCCGUCGAUGUUGGGAAAUGGCGGACCAUGGUGCAGGGCAUGCCAGUGGUCAAAGCCGUGGUCGAAAGCAAAAGAGACAUCAUCGACAAAUGUGAAGCAAGCGUAUCUUCUCAAGUGAUGAAGAAGGGGUAA